AUGUUAUUGCAGCAAAUCCAUGGAGCAUACAUAGGAUCCGAGACUGGUGGCUUGACAAAGGGUUCCAUCGAUGAAUCUUUCAUUGUUCUUGGAGAUGAGUGCAAUGUGCAUCGAACGCGCUCAAGUAUGGUAGUUUUUAUCGGUGAGAGGUGGAGUAACAAGAAUGAGUGCCGGAUUCUCGUUGGGAUGAAGAUAAAACAGAUUUGCAGAGUCCAGCAUCUGAUUGCAGCACUCAAUGAAAUUCUUGCUAAUGAUACAGUAGAUGAGGCUGGUUUGUGGAAGAAGAAACUCACUUAUCAGUCAUUGGAGCUUUUUGACUUUUUACCUCAAGCAAUCCAAGAACAAUUGUUGCUUGAAAGAGAUCCACAUGGAAAUGUUCAGGUUGCCAAAAUUGAAACAAAGAAAAUGGUUAUCGAAAUGGCUGAAACUGAGUUGGGAAAGAGAAAGCAAGAAGGAAAGUAUACAGGAGAAUUCAAAGGCCAGACUCUUUUGGUUAUGAAGGUAGAUGUGGGUUGCCAACAAAUUUUGAUGCUAAUUAUUGCUAUGCUCUUGGUUAUGGUUGGAAAUUUAUGUGCUCCAGUAAAAGACUUGACAGUUGGUGGAACUGCACUCACCUCACUCAUGGAUGUAGAGAGGAGACAUGGUAAAUUUAAGCCUGUUAUUAAGAAGGCGGUGGUGGAGCUUGAAGAUGAUUUUGUGAAGAGAGAGUUUAGUGAGAGAGAAGUAUAA
Molecule: messenger RNA, 729 nt
Organism: Vicia villosa (hairy vetch)
Lineage: Eukaryota; Viridiplantae; Streptophyta; Magnoliopsida; Fabales; Fabaceae
Product: pyrophosphate--fructose 6-phosphate 1-phosphotransferase subunit beta-like
Exons: 7
Coding region: 1-729 (242 amino acids)
Biological process (GO): glycolytic process; response to glucose; photosynthesis
Cellular component (GO): cytosol
Molecular function (GO): diphosphate-fructose-6-phosphate 1-phosphotransferase activity; 6-phosphofructokinase activity
Source: RefSeq, a predicted model, not a curated record